AUGAACUCAACACCGCGACUAGUGCUUCUGCUGCUGUUGGGCCUUUUCAGCAGCGGCGCCAUCCUGCAAUCAACAGCCCAGCAGCCUGUGUAUGAUCUUUCGGACCAUCUCGUCAACCAUUUGGCCAAUCGUGCCAUCACACGUCACAGGCAUAAAUCCGGAAGAGACAAUUACUUGAGGGUCUUGCAAGCGUACGAUGGCAACGGCGAUGGCUCAUUGGAUCGAGAGGAGAUUUUGGCUAUGAUAAAUUCCAUCGACAAAAGUGUCGGCAAAAAAGCCGACAAUGAAGAAGUGCCCAAGUUUGUGCAUAUCAAGCGUGCGGUGGGCCUUCACGACUUUGCUGACGAAGACUUGGUGGAGCAGAUCAUGGUUCAUGUUGGCAACACUGGGACCCUGCGACACGAGACUCUUAGUAGUAUGGCCGCAGACGCCAAGCUGCGAGACGAGAACAACGACGUGUACGGUGCCACUUGCGAUCUGAUCGACCGAAAGGUUCAAGAACUGGGUCCUUCCAGCUGUGAUUUGGAGCUUCGAGCCGCUUUGAGCAUUUGCAUGAAACACGCCAGCAUCUUGAGUUCCCUGGAAUGUCUUUCCACCGCGAAGGCCCAAGAUCUUUGCAGUUGUUUCGAUACCAGCCAAUUUACCAAGCGCGAUUUCAUGCCCAUCGAGAUGAGUACGGUCAUCGCCGCCCAUACGCACGAGCUAAUUGCGCGUGCCGACUCAUUUGAAAUGACAAACUGGCCCUAUGAACUCCUCGACGGCCCCUCUCGAAGCAGGUUGACGCCAGCAAGAAUGCCUAAACUUCAGAGAAUAGGCCUUGCCGUCCUAAAAGCGGUGAUCAGGGGCGGCGCCAGGAUAGUCUUUACUGCGUUGCGGAUCGGUGGUGUCGUCCUUGGUCCCGUUGGUAUUCCAAUUGCUGCUGUGGAAAUAUUUGAAUUUUGCGUCUUAUCUCCUGCCAUUUUUAUGUUCACCGUUAUCCUGAUUGAUAGUCGAGGUUUUGACCGUGCUUCUCAGUAUCAUUUUAACGGCGCUGCAUAUCAACUAUUUUUCCUGCGACAUCACUUCCGCUUUGUUCUCACCUUGGCGGGCACUGUUACUUGGUUUGUAGAGGAUUUCAGACAUCCGAUUGAAACACUUCGAUCAACGGGGGAUCUGCUGCCAGUGGAUUUUGUUGUCUGGUCCACCGAUCAACCAGCUCCUAAAUGCUCCUUAUUACUGUACUGGUCCGAUUCGUGCGGCUUUCAAUCAACUGGGGCUAGUCAUACCUGCUCACACGACGGUCGCCGAGUUCAUGGCAAUUCAUGCGUCGACAUUGGUCGUGAUGGGAGUUGCGGUUGUGGGGAUUUUCCACUUCUUUGGUGUUCAUCGCUGUGCUGGAAAGUUACUGAAGGAUGCUGUUGUGAGGCAUUAAAGUUCCGGGACCCGGUUCCCGGAAGUUUAGCGGCAGCUUCUUCCUUUGAGGAACCUCUUGGGUCCGUGUCGGAUUGCGCCAAACUUUGCGUCCACUCACCGGGUUGCUCGGCAUUUUCGGUAAUGCCCAAUGAGGACGAUGCCAACAAGGCCGUUUGCCGCAUUUCUACGACAGAUUCGGUUGCCAUCGAGCGAAAUGACGCUGCAACUACGUUUUAUAGCAAGGGUGCUUCGGAUGAGUUUGCCGGCGGUGUUACAUUCCGUGACAUUGUUCAAACUUUGAAAGUGAUGUAUAAUUCGGAUACGUGCGAUACAGGCGGCCGCUGGGACGCUGCAAUUAAACAAGUAGGCCUGGCGCUGAUGGUUAUGGGGAACUGUUUGCGGCGCGUGGUGGAUGUAUUCCCUCAGCUUAUUAACAGCAUGAUAUCCGAUUACACCAACGUCGGAGACUUUGAUACUGCCGUUGUCAAAUUGAGAAAGUACCUGGCAGCAGGUUUAACAGCCCAGCGCGAGGUUGUGCGGGGUUGCGCAUAUCUGGACAAUCCUGAAGGUCUUGCAGCCUUUGCUGCUAUGAACAUAUACACUGCCUCUCGCGGGAUCAAUAUGGUCCCGGUGGCUGAAGACCUUUUGGGUCGGGCGACUGCGACAGGCCUUAACCCUAGCAAUGGCUAUUGGAACGGUAAUCCUUCAACAGGAGUAAAUGAGCAGAAUCAAAUUCUCACGACCAGAGGCAGACGAUCUCGCUCAGACUUUGAAGAUGAUGACCCGGUAGACCCCGACAAUCCGGAUGACCCACCUGAAGACGGCCCCGAUCCGCCAGAGGACCCAGGUGAAGAUGAUCCCGACAAGGAUUACGAGGACGCUGACAAGGAUCCAAACGGAGAACCGUUUCUGAAGAGGUUUCGUGGGUUGUUGUGCGUUAGGGUGACAGUCACUGUCACUAGAAGACCAGUGCCUCAAGAGGUUGAGUGGAUCAACCUGUAUGUCGUCAAUGAUGGACAAGCUGAUUCCAUGGUCCAAGAACAUGUCCGAUAUGAAUGUCAGAACCUGAUGCAAAAUGGGGUGCCAGUCGUAUGGAGCAGUACUAAUGUCAAAGCCUAUCCCAACGCGUGCACGCUGAAGGAAAGACGUCGCAUUUGGGUAGACGGAGGUAAAACACACACGAGAUCAACUGAGGUCUUCAAGCAACAGCUUGGACCUAUCGUUAUUGAUGGUACCGAAAAGGACUACUAUUUCGAUGAGAUUAUGGUUACGCACAAUGACGAAGAUCACUUUGCGUCGUUUUUGAAAGUACUCAGAUCUGGCGGUGACAAUCUCGGACCUAGGGGACGUUGGGUCCCUCUUCAAGCUCCAAUGACCUGGAAUAACCCCAUGGAUAUAUCAACGAGAACCAUCGUCAGUGCGACCGAGCAUAACGAUUACACAAAGGCUGUAAAUUUCCUUGCCCACUCCGUAGUUCCGCUCAUUGGUCCCAAAGCAAAGACUUUUCGACUACCUGACACAAAGAAAAAAUGGAGGGAUAUCAUUACUGCUGCCGGUCUCACGCCUCCGAACGAGCCGUGGGUGGACAGCAUGGCAUUGGUCAAUCCUGACUCUGCAGGAAAGCAAGGCCAUGCCUUCACAUCCAUUUUGUUUGAGCUGUGGCAACGCUCCAGCGACAAUGGUUUACAAGUUUCACCUGGUUAUGUCGGCGGUCGACCUCCUGGUCAAAGUUUUAGAUUGGCAGUUUCCGGAAGUACCGAUGUCUUGUGGCCGCCGACCCGUCAGCUUACCGACAUAUAUGGGAGGCGGUCUUUCGGAGGCACUAGACCUGAUAGGGUCACGACUCAAGAGCCCCUUGUGACAAGAUCCUUCUCAAGUUAUGUUGCAGAUGAACAAUGCAUGCCGGCAGAAAAUGCCCCCCUAGGAAUUGCACCCGUAUGUUCAAGCAGCCCAUUUGUCGCUCUUGAUGAGAGAGAGCUCCCGGAUAGCAAACUCGACGUGGCACCUCUAAAAAAUUAUAUCAGCAUUGUCACCCAGCCUCAUCUUGGAGCUGUGAAACUGCUUCUGACAGGUGAUGUGAUUGCCCAAAGUUUCGCAAGGUUUACAACCGGGAGAGAUUCGCACUUGGUGAAGGUUGCUCACCACGGCAGUAAAAACACCGGCAGUAGAGCUGAUGUUUCUGGUUUUACAAACGCCGAUGUUUUUGUGAUCACUGGCAAAUGGAGAGGCGGUAGGGUUGACGGGGACCAUCCCUACGCGGUCAAAUUCAUUCUCUGGAUUAUCCAGGAGCACUUCAAAGUGAGAGCCGACAAUACUUUACGCAUAUACGUUCUUGAUGCUCCUUCGGACUCCAACAUCCCCAACACGGCUUUCAGAAGAUUCAAAGAUCCAACAUUUCGCCCGGCAGACUGCAACUUUGAGAUCUGGCGGACGAAUUCAAAAAAGGCAGGCUUUUUCAAGUUCUCCACAAAGUCCACCGCUGACGACUCUGGUUCUCCCAUCGACAAAGUCGUCGAUGGCGCCGUACUCAUGGAUUUUGGUUCAAAGCCUGCCAAAGGCAAUUGCAAUCUGUCAUGGGAUAGCACCGACAAUUUUUAG
Molecule: messenger RNA, 3990 nt
Organism: Spizellomyces punctatus DAOM BR117
Lineage: Eukaryota; Fungi; Chytridiomycota; Chytridiomycetes; Spizellomycetales; Spizellomycetaceae
Exons: 17
Coding region: 1-3990 (1329 amino acids)
Molecular function (GO): calcium ion binding
Source: RefSeq, a predicted model, not a curated record